AUGUCAAGCGAAGGACCAUGUAUUGGAAUUGAUCUUGGAACCACAUACAGUUGCGUUGGUGUGUGGCAAAACGACCGUGUCGAGAUCAUAGCAAAUGAUCAAGGCAAUCGGACAACACCCUCAUACGUCGCAUUCACUGAAAGCGAAAGACUGAUCGGAGAUGCAGCUAAAAAUCAAGUCGCGAGAAACCCGGAAAACACAGUCUUUGACGCUAAAAGACUAAUUGGAAGAAAAUUCAACGAGCCUGUUGUACAAAGUGAUAUAGAAAUUGCCCGAGGAUGGCGCUAUAUUGCGCCAUCCUCGGGCAAUUGGAGACACGGCUCCACACGGGAAUUGUGUUCCACGUGUGGAGCCAUUUUUCCACGUGGGAAAAUGUGGAUUCCACACGUGGAAUACGGUUCCCGUGUGGAGCCAAUUUUCGCUUGCCCUAGGAUGGCGCCAUAUAGCGCCAUCCUAGGGCAAAUCCUAUAUGCGACUUUGGCCUUUUAGAGUCAUCUGUGGAGUUGAUGAGCGUCCUCAGAUUGUUGUGCAGUUCAAAGGCCAAGAAAAAAGAUUCUACCCAGAAGAAAUCUCUGCUAUGGUGCUCACAAAAAUGAAAGAAACCGCUGAAGCUUAUCUUGGCAGAUCAGUAAAAAAUGCUGUUGUUACAGUCCCUGCUUAUUUCAACGACUCUCAAAGACAAGCUACCAAAGAUGCAGGAACUAUUGCAGGACUUGAAGUAAAGCGUAUUAUCAACGAGCCAACUGCAGCUGCUAUAGCAUAUGGACUUGAUAAAAAAGGCCAAGGUGAGACAAAUAUUCUUAUAUUUGACUUGGGUGGCGGGACAUUUGAUGUAUCAUUACUAACUAUUGACGAUGGGAUUUUUGAAGUAAAAGCAACCUCAGGGAACACUCAUUUGGGAGGAGAAGAUUUCGACAAUCGAAUGGUCGAAUUUUGCGCCAAUGAUUUUAAGAAAAAAUCAGGAGUUGACAUAAGAUCAAAUAAUCGUGCUUUGAGAAGACUUAGAACUGCCUGUGAAAGAGCCAAAAGAACGCUUUCGUCAGCGACUCAAGCAAGCAUUGAAAUUGAUUCUCUUGCAGAUGGCACUGAUUAUUUUACCACAAUCACAAGAGCCAAAUUUGAAGAGUUGAAUAUGGACUACUUCAGAGGAUGUCUUGAGCCUGUUGAACGUGUUUUGAGAGACUCUGGGCUAGCUAAGAACCAAGUCCAUGAAAUUGUGCUUGUAGGUGGAUCAACAAGAAUUCCAAAAGUUCAGCAAAUAAUUCAAGAGUUUUUCAAUGGGAAAGAACCAUGCAGAAAUAUAAACCCAGAUGAAGCUGUCGCAUAUGGAGCUGCAGUGCAAGGAGCUAUACUUUCAGGAGAAUCCUCAAGCCAAGUCCAAAGCGUUGUGCUAUUAGAUGUAACUCCUUUAUCACUUGGAAUUGAAACGGCAGGAGGAGUUAUGACAGUAUUAAUUCCUAGAAAUUCCACAAUCCCAACUAAAAAGGCUCAAACUUUCACCACUUAUGCUGACAACCAGCCUGGCGUCUGCAUCCAGGUAUUUGAAGGUGAAAGAUCAAUGACCCGAGACAAUCAUCUCCUUGGAAAAUUCAACUUAGAAGGAAUCCCGCCAGCCCCCAGAGGAGUCCCACAAAUUGAAGUGAGCUUUGAUGUCGACGCAAACGGAAUUCUAAAUGUCUCAGCCCUCGACAAAGCCACAGGAAAAGUCAAUAAAAUCACCAUCACCAAUGAUAAAGGAAGGCUCAGCAAAAAUGACAUUGAAAGAAUGGUAAGUGAAGCUGAAAGAUACAAGAGAGAAGAUGAAGAAGCCAAACAAAAAGCUGAAGCGAAAAAUGGGCUUGAAAGCUACACUUAUAACAUGAGAAAUACCCUCAAUGAUGAAAAUCUGAAGGAUAAAAUUGAAGCAGGGGACAGACAAAUUAUCGAGUCGAAAAUUGAUGAAGUUCAAAGAUGGCUGGAGUCUCAUCAGAAUGUAGAAACUAAGGAGUAUGAAGCAAAGCAAAAGGAAUUGGAAAAUGUUUGCAAUCCAAUUAUGAUGAAGAUCUAUCAAAAAGGAGGAAUGCCAAACAUGAAUGGAAUGAAUAGCGCUCCUGGCGGACAGAAGAAUGAAGGAAGCCAAGGAAGAGGGCCAACUGUUGAAGAAGUGGAUUAA
Messenger RNA from Blepharisma stoltei, 2152 nucleotides. The record is from the annotation of a GenBank genome assembly. Lineage: Eukaryota; Ciliophora; Heterotrichea; Heterotrichida; Blepharismidae.